Molecule: messenger RNA, 3429 nt
Organism: Pichia kudriavzevii
Lineage: Eukaryota; Fungi; Ascomycota; Pichiomycetes; Pichiales; Pichiaceae
Exons: 1
Coding region: 1-3429 (1142 amino acids)
Biological process (GO): 'de novo' pyrimidine nucleobase biosynthetic process; UTP biosynthetic process; L-citrulline biosynthetic process
Cellular component (GO): cytoplasm; cytosol
Molecular function (GO): dihydroorotase activity; metal ion binding; aspartate carbamoyltransferase activity
Source: RefSeq, a predicted model, not a curated record
AUGGCUGCUGUCUCUAGACUCCUUGGGUUUAAAACAGUGAAACAAUUCUCAAAGUUUCCUAAACUUAAGAAGAAUGGAUUUAAAUCUUUCCAAUUAAAGCUGUAUUCUACGAGUACCUAUGAAGGCGGAAAUAUCAUGAAACAGUUCAAAGAUGAGAAUGGUCUUAACUUAGUUGACGUUUCAAAAGUCUUGGUCAUUGGUUCCGGAGGGUUAUCGAUUGGUCAAGCCGGCGAGUUUGAUUACUCUGGAUCACAGGCAAUCAAAGCACUCAAGGAAGAGAACAAGAAAUCUAUCCUUAUCAAUCCUAACAUUGCAACAAACCAAACUUCUCAUGCAUUAGCGGACGAAGUGUACUACUUACCAGUCACACCUGAAUAUAUCACUUACAUAAUAGAAAGAGAAAAACCAGAUGGUAUUUUACUUACCUUUGGUGGUCAAACCGGUCUCAAUGUUGGUGUCCAAUUGGAUAAACUAGGGAUUCUAAAGAAAUACGGCGUGAAAGUCUUAGGCACUCCGAUUAAAACUUUGGAAACGUCCGAAGAUAGAGAUUUAUUUGCACAAGCUUUAAAAGAAAUCAAUAUUCCUAUUGCUGAGUCUAUUGCUGUGAACACUGUCGACGAUGCAUUGAAAGCUGCCGAGGAAGUUGGUUACCCAAUCAUUGUCAGAUCUGCAUACGCUUUAGGUGGUUUAGGUUCUGGUUUUGCUAAUAAUGAAACCGAAUUAAGAAAUUUGGCCUCUCAAUCUUUGUCAUUAUCUCCUCAAAUUUUGGUUGAAAAGUCCUUGAAAGGAUGGAAGGAAGUCGAAUAUGAAGUUGUUAGAGAUAGAUGCGAUAACUGUAUCACUGUUUGUAACAUGGAAAAUUUUGAUCCAUUGGGUAUCCACACGGGUGAUUCCAUUGUUGUUGCGCCUUCCCAAACAUUAUCAGAUGAGGAAUACCAUAUGUUAAGAUCUGCUGCCAUCAAAAUUAUUAGACAUUUAGGUGUUGUUGGAGAAUGUAACGUCCAAUAUGCCCUACAACCGGAUGGUUUAGACUACAGAGUUAUUGAAGUUAAUGCUAGAUUAUCCAGAUCUUCCGCUUUGGCCUCAAAGGCAACAGGUUAUCCGUUAGCUUAUACUGCUGCUAAAAUUGGUUUGGGAUAUACUUUGCCUCAAUUGCCAAAUCCAGUUACUAAGUCAACUUCUGCAAACUUUGAACCUUCAUUAGACUACAUGGUCACUAAAAUUCCUAGAUGGGAUUUAGCUAAGUUUCAACAUGUUAAUAGAGAUAUUGGAUCUGCCAUGAAAUCAGUUGGUGAAGUCAUGGCAAUUGGUAGGAAUUUUGAAGAAUCUUUCCAGAAGGCAGUCAGACAAGUUGAUCCAUCUUUUGUUGGUUUCCAAGGUGCCGAGUUUGAUAAUCUAGAUGAUGCAUUAGCUAAUCCUACUGACAGAAGAUGGUUAGCUGUUGGUCAAGCACUGUUGAAUGAAGGUUACUCAGUUGAGAAAGUGCAUGAAUUGUCUAAAAUUGACAAAUGGUUCCUUUACAAAUUGAUGAACAUUGUUAAUAUGCAAAAGGAAUUAGAAAGCCUUGGUGAUUUAUCUGCUCUCAGCGAAGAUGUUAUGUCCAGAGCAAAGAAAUUGGGAUUUUCUGAUAAACAAAUUGCACUAGCCGUAAAAUCUGACGAAUUGUCGGUAAGAGCAUUGAGAAAGUCAUUUGGUAUUACCCCUUUUGUUAAGAGAAUUGAUACUUUGGCUGCUGAAUUUCCUGCUUCGACAAACUAUUUAUAUACUACAUACAAUGCUACCAGUCAUGAUGUUGAAUUCAACGACCAAGGUACCAUGGUUUUGGGCUCCGGUGUUUACAGAAUUGGCUCUUCCGUUGAGUUUGACUGGUGUGCAGUUUCCACUGCUAGAGCUUUAAGAAAGGAAGGAAAAAAGACGGUUAUGGUUAACUAUAAUCCUGAGACUGUCUCUACCGAUUUUGACGAAGUUGACAGGUUGUAUUUCGAAGAACUAUCAUUUGAGAGAACUAUGGAUAUUUAUGAAUUGGAAAAUUCAGAGGGUGUUGUUGUUUCUGUUGGUGGUCAACUACCACAAAAUAUUGCACUGAAGUUGCAAAACGCCGGUGCUAAAAUCCUUGGUACCGAUCCUGAAGAUAUCGAUAAGGCAGAAGAUAGACACAAGUUUUCAUCCAUCUUGGAUUCCAUCGAUGUUGAUCAACCAAAAUGGAAAGAGUUAACUUCUAUUGAUGCCGCAGAACAAUUUGCUGACGAAGUUGGUUACCCAGUCUUAGUCAGACCAUCCUAUGUUUUAUCCGGUGCAGCAAUGUCUGUUAUUAGAUCCAAAUCUGAAUUAGAGAGUAAGUUGUUGAAUGCUGCAGAUGUUUCUGCUGAACAUCCAGUUGUUAUUUCCAAAUUCAUUGAAGGUGCUGAAGAGAUUGAUAUUGAUGCUGUUGCUUGUGAGGGUGAGGUUAUGGUUCAUGCUGUAUCUGAGCACGUUGAAAAUGCAGGUAUUCACUCUGGUGAUGCAACGCUAGUUUUACCUCCACAACAUUUGGAACCGGCUAUUAUGUUGAGACUAAAGGAAAUUGCAGAUAAGGUUGCAAAGGCAUGGAAGAUCACUGGUCCGUUCAAUAUGCAAAUCAUCAAAGCCAACAAUCCAGAAACAGGUAUUCCAGAUUUGAAGGUCAUUGAAUGUAACAUCAGAGCAUCUAGAUCAUUCCCAUUUGUUUCCAAGGUUCUAGGGGUGAACUUCAUUGAGGUUGCAACCAGAGCAUUGUUGAAGGAUCCAACAUUGAAGCCAAUUGACUUGAUGAAUAAACACUAUGACUAUGUUGCUACCAAAGUGCCACAGUUUUCCUUUACUAGAUUGGCCGGUGCAGAUCCAUUUCUAGGCGUUGAAAUGUCAUCUACAGGUGAAAUUGCAUGUUUUGGUGCUGAUUUAAUUGAAGCAUAUUGGACAACCAUCCAAGCCACAAUGAACUUCCAUUUACCAUUACCACCAUCGGGUAUUUUGUUUGGUGGCGAUACUAACAACGACAACCUUGGCACUGUUGCACAAAGACUCGAAAAACUGGGAUAUAAAUACUACACUGCCUCUUCACAAGUUGCCGAGUAUUUGAAGAAGUACACCACAGCGGAAAUCAAAACCAUUGAAUUCCCAAAGAACAACAAGAGAGAACUAAGAGAAGUGUUCCAAAAAUACGACAUCAAAGCCGUCUUCAACCUUGCCAGAACGAGAGCAGAUAAUCUACAAGACGAAGAUUACGUGAUGAGAAGAAAUGCAAUUGAUUUUGGCAUUCCGUUAUUCAACGAGCCAAAAACGGCACUACUAUUUGCAGAGUGCCUGAAGGAGAAACUCCCUGGUAGAAUCAGCGAUUUGUCACAACAGGAGGUUAUUAUCCCCGGCGAAGUCAGAAGGUGGAGUGAGUUCAUUGGCGGCAAACCAGUGUAG